AUGACGACGAUUAUCACGCUUUUCAAGAAUUUGCAAAAUUUUCUUGAUGGUACAAAACUGGUCUCAAGAGAGGCUUGUGAAAAUGAGCCCCGAAUUAGUACAGACCCUUUAAUAAGAGCUAAUGUGUCGGCGUUAUCGUUCUCGUCGGAGCCCAAAAAAUCAGAACUAAUUCCUGUUUCGUUGCUCAACUCUCGCCUGGUCAACUCCAUACGAUGUUCCAUUUCAUUCAAUAAACACUUGUUAGCAUGGAAUAUGGACUUCUUUGAGGAACAACAAACUCCAGGAUGGGAUCUUCGGAUGAUUUUGAUCUUGACCACAGUAGAGCACUGUAGAGCGCACACACGUAGCGCACCAAUACUUGCGGUCAUUGUCGGCGUUGUAACCAUGCGGUGGGAUCUUUUGUGCUACGUACGAGACGCUUUUUCCGAUUGGAUGUUAUGUGUGGAUUAUUUGGAGGAGAACAAUAAAUCAAUGCCCUUUAGUCAGGAUAUCGUAUGGAUUAUGUGUCUGCAAUUCGCGAGAAUGGACUACAGCGGAACGGCCACAUCGUCUUCACAGGCCAAAUAUCAGUAUCUUACGGUGUCUACGGGGUUGUCGAAUGGAGAUACGCGAAAACGUGACACAGAAAAUGAUUGGAAAUUUCUAAAUGUCUCUGUUGUCCAGCAGUUGUCAUCUGACAAGUUGUAA
Necator americanus (New World hookworm) is the source of this 687-nucleotide messenger RNA. RefSeq lists its product as uncharacterized. NCBI's taxonomy places the organism in Eukaryota, Metazoa, Nematoda, Chromadorea, Rhabditida, Ancylostomatidae. The transcript has 6 exons. The record is from RefSeq and is a predicted model, not a curated record. Bases 1 to 687 code for a protein of 228 amino acids.